Molecule: messenger RNA, 1056 nt
Organism: Exophiala xenobiotica
Lineage: Eukaryota; Fungi; Ascomycota; Eurotiomycetes; Chaetothyriales; Herpotrichiellaceae
Exons: 3
Coding region: 1-1056 (351 amino acids)
Biological process (GO): signal transduction; peptidyl-serine phosphorylation
Cellular component (GO): cytoplasm; nucleus
Molecular function (GO): ATP binding; protein serine/threonine kinase activity
Source: RefSeq, a predicted model, not a curated record
AUGGAGAACUUUGUGCAGCGUGUCCAGGAUAUAUCCAUCGGCGGCAGAUAUCACCUCGUGCGCAAAUUGGGGUCUGGCUCUUUUGGCGACGUCUAUAUCGGGCGUGACGCCGAGACCGGCAAUGAGGUCGCCUUGAAACUCGAACAUUACAGCGUCGAGCCGUCUCUGCUCAGGGACGAAGUGUACAUCUAUCAAUCUCUGGCCGGAGAAGUCGGUUUUCCACAGGUGUACUGGCAUGGACAACAAGAUGACUAUACGGUUCUGGUCUUCGAACUGCUCGGCCCGAACUUGGAAGACGUGUUUCGAUUUUGUUGCAACCAGUUCUCCUUGAAGACGACGCUGAUGCUUGCUGAUCAACUGCUCCGUCGCCUGGAGACCCUUCAUUCAAACGAUUACCUCCACCGGGACAUCAAGCCUGAAAAUUUCCUUUUGGGCAUGGGUGAGCGGGGAAAUAUUAUCUACAUGACUGACUUAGGCCUUGCCAUCUACCGCCAUCCCGACGGGUGGAGCUCGAGUCGUGCUUCUGCUCGUGUUGUGGCAGCGCGCCCUCCUGAACUAUUGGGCACUUGUAGAUAUGCGAGCAUCAACGCGCAUUUGGGCAUUGCACAAUCCCGGCGCGAUGACCUGGAGGCACUAGGCUACAUGCUAGUGUAUUUCAUGCGUGGAAGACUCCCAUGGCAAGGCCUCAAGGCGAAAGGGGAUGCCAAAAAUCUGCUGGUUUUGGAGAAGAAGCAGGCGACCAGUGCCAACGAACUGUGUGCAGGCCUACCAACUGAGUUCGCGGACUACAUGAAUUAUGUGUACAACUUGCGCUAUGAAGAUCGGCCAGAUUAUCAAUCCCUUCGCAAGAUGUUCAAAGGUCUUUUCCACCGACAAGGGUUCGAGAAUGACAACGUCUUUGACUGGACGAUCCGAGAAUUCCAGAGGCUGGAGCCUGACGCCCAAGAGUCGCUCCCAUCGAAUAGCGUGGGUGACAGGCGAGGAGAGGACAGCACGAAGCCACCGGAUAAUGGAGCCCAGGAUGCGACCAAGGCGACUCAUCAAAAGAGGAGAUGA